Molecule: messenger RNA, 2528 nt
Organism: Patella vulgata (common limpet)
Lineage: Eukaryota; Metazoa; Mollusca; Gastropoda; Patellidae
Exons: 9
Coding region: 167-1240 (357 amino acids)
Source: RefSeq, a predicted model, not a curated record
AAAAUAGAACCUAGUCGACUAGGUAACUACUACCUAUCAACAAAGUCGCCAUAUUGAUAAGGGAAUAUGAUUUGAAUGCUCGGUUUAAAACACAGGUCAGCAGAUUCUAUGAGAAUAAAAGGGUAUUUUUAAAAAUCGAAUGAAUCCAGAUAAAAUAUAAAAAAGUAUGGCCCACUACACUCCACGAUAUAACUCCUGUUACUAUGAUCACCAAGCACGACGAGAUGUUUCACCUAUACCUUUGUUUGCUAAUGAUAAAUUUGGUAGAUAUGAUAAAUAUGCCCAAGAGCUAUGGUCUCCACAUGGAUCACCGAGAGGAAGUCCUACAAGCUUUCGAGCAGAAGCUGGUUCUACAUUCGACAGAAAUACAUCACCUCCAUUAUAUCGAGAACAGCAUAAUUCUAUAUCUCGUCUAGAAAACUAUGAGGACAACCAAACACAGGAACCACCCUUGUCAUAUCGCAGUCGCUAUGGUGACCAAUAUGGCUUCCGAUACCCUGAAAAACCACUAGAUACAUACAGACAACCUUUCAGCUAUGAAUACAAACCAAAAGUAGAAUAUCCCUGGAAUAGGCCAUCUUAUAAACCGAUGGAUCAAAGGGCUUAUUUAUUUGUAAGAUUUCCAACACGUGGUGGAAGUAACAUCAAUGUAGUUGCACAGUCAUGUGUUCUCAACAAAAAAUCGGCUGAAAUACAAGGAGGACGAUUCCUGGGUAUUGCUAGAAAGAUACACGAGUAUGGGACCCCAUCUACGCAUGACGAAGCUUUAGUUGUAUAUAUAUUUAAUAAGCCGCAAGCAGCUCGUCUAUUUUUCAUCAGUGAUAAGAGAUUUAAACAACCAGAUUUUCCACCACCUGCUGGUCAUUGUGAAGCGUGGUCUGUUUGUCGAUAUUAUUCACCUGAUCGUCAAGAAGCUUAUUCGACCUUUAUGAUGUCUGAAGUACGUUUAUUGAAUGGAGUUAACCACACCCAGUAUAAGGACGAAUUCUGUUCAAAAUUUGCGCAGCUCUUACUGGAUUAUAACGCUCACCCAUUUGUAAUCCAAGCCAAUACUAUAGAAUAUCUAAGACGCCAUUUUACAUCUGCUGAUACUAUAGUCACUUUACAUUUAUUUACAUCGCCUCGUCAGUUAGAAGAUGUCAUGACUGAUGAUCGAUAUCUACAGUUAAAGAGGAUACACUCUGAUUUAGCAUCCGAAAUAUGUACAGUAUUUACCAUAGAUCCCAUUUUAUGCCCAUAACAAUAUGUUCAACAACUAAUAAAGUUUCCAAGGUUUAAUUUCAUGAUGGACGCCGCAGCCAAUCAAAGUCUUGUGUUGUGAUUAAUAUAUCAAUUUUAUGUAUAGUAUAUUUGGUCAGAAAUCAAAUAUAUAAUAAUUAGGAUUAUAGCUUAUUGUUGUGUGUAUUGUUCGUUAUUAGCAAAAAUCUAACUGUGAUAAUACAUUUAGAAAUUUUGAUUUACUUGUUGUUAUCUUUUAUAUUAUUACCACGUAUUAUAUUGUAAUUAUUGUAGGAUUGUUAGUAAUCAUAAUUUUAUCCGUGUGCAUGUCUAUUCUUAAUUACGAAAAAUUUAAAAAAAAAAGAUUUUAUAAUCUUUAAUAUUAUUACCAAAUAAUUUUGUUUAUAUUUACAAAGCUAUUAUGCACGUAUAACAUUGUAAUUACUGUACGAUUGUUAGUAAUCAUGGUCUUAUCCGUAUGCCAUAUUCUUAAUUACAAAAAAUACAAUCUAAUUUGUUGUGUGUUUAAAUUUUAUCAAAUUUUAUGAAUUUGCAUAAAACUGCCAAUUAUUGUUAUGUGCUUUGGAAAAUUGAAUACAAAUACCACUGUAUGCAUUGUUAUAGAUUUUCUUUUACAGUGUCUUUAUGAAUGACUAUUAUAAAAACUAUAAGAUAUUGUGCAUUCACUGUUAUUAUAUAAUAGUUGAUAUAACGAUCAUAUCUAUUCGAUCUAUCAUCGUUGCUAUUCACGGUAACACUUAUUUACCUUAAAGUACAUAUAAUUGAUAAAAUAAACAUUUAUGGACUUGCUAUUUAUUCAAAUUUAUUUUGCCAUGGAGAUUAUUCUUUAAAACAAAAAUGAAUUUUAACCUGUUUUAUUUGAUUUACGACAUUAUCAUUCCACGAGUUGCCCUACAGCCACACGAUUACAACUUUUGCUCUUUAUAAAUGACUGAAGACGGCACAAGUAAUACACUCAGUUUCAGACGAGUUAUCUGCCCCUGAAUAUGAUAAUCUUGCUCUCGAACGCGAACGUAAUAGAAUUUAGUUAGACAUAAUACAGCCGCAUUCCUGUAUAAUAUUAUUUUCCAUGCUGUCUUCAAUAUACUUCAUUCCGAGACUAGUCCAGUCAAUUUUUUGAAAAGAAGGGGGUCAACCCCUAAAAAAUUGCAAGAAAGGUUGUUUUUUUCAUGGUUUUUGGUAGCGUUGGGUGUACUGAAUGACAUCAGGGGUGGAUUGGGCCAUAAGGCGAUCGCCCGAAGGGCCGGUCGGACAAAAAAUGAAAAAAAUAAUUUUGUCCAGUUCGUCUA